AUGGAAACAAAUAAAUUAGAAGGAAAAGAAAAGAAAGCAGGAAUAUGCAGAAUAUGUUUUAGAGGCUUCUUUAAAAGUAUAAAAGGACCAAGCAUAACUCACAGUAUUUUAUUUGGAAUAUGUGGAGGUCUUGUGUAUUAUGGAUCAUAUUAUUUUUAUCGUUUUUUAAAAAUUACAUAUUUUGACACUCAACAUGUGUCCAAUGAAAGCAGAAGGAGAUAUAUGGAAAAACAAAUGUUAUUUUAUAACGAUUUUGGAUACGAUUUAUCUAUGAAAUAUAUUGGAAACCUAUGUAAAUAUUAUGACCCAGUUGCCUUACGAUUACCUUUUCAACCACUAGAUGACAAAUAUAGGCUUUAA
Plasmodium adleri (nom. inval.) is the source of this 360-nucleotide messenger RNA. RefSeq names its product conserved Plasmodium protein, unknown function. NCBI's taxonomy places the organism in Eukaryota, Apicomplexa, Aconoidasida, Haemosporida, Plasmodiidae. The coding region runs from base 1 to 360 and encodes 119 amino acids. The transcript is spliced from 5 exons. The record is from RefSeq and is a predicted model, not a curated record.